GAAGUGCAGAUUCACUUCCCGGCGGCGGACCGGUAGCCUAUGCUUCUGUUGGGGACCCGCGUAGGGCGCGGGCUGGGGGCCGGGGAGGGAGGUGGCCGCCGCGGGGACCGGGGGAACGCAGGGCGGGCCUGAAAGAGCUCCGCCCCAAGGGGCGCGGCCACCCCGGAGGCGGGCGCACGGCUGCUUCUCAUUCAUUGUCUUGACAAGAGCAUCCUCAGCGGGCGAGUCCCCGGCUCCUCCAGCUCCUUCCUCCUUCUCCUCCUCCACCUCCGGCUUCUGGGGGUCACUGUCCUCUCUUGGCAGCAGAAUGAGCCGGCAGGUAGUCCGUUCCAGCAAGUUCCGCCACGUGUUUGGACAGCCAGCCAAGGCCGACCAGUGCUAUGAGGAUGUUCGCGUCUCACAGACCACCUGGGACAGUGGUUUCUGUGCCGUCAACCCUAAGUUCGUGGCCCUGAUCUGUGAGGCCAGUGGGGGAGGGGCCUUCCUGGUGCUGCCCCUGGCCAAGACUGGACGUGUGGACAAGAACGUGCCCAUGGUCUGUGGCCACACAGCCCCUGUGCUAGACAUCACCUGGUGCCCGCACAAUGACAACGUCAUUGCCAGUGGCUCUGAGGACUGCACAGUCAUGGUGUGGGAGAUCCCGGAUGGGGGCCUGACACUGCCCCUGCGGGAGCCUGUCGUCACCCUGGAGGGCCACACCAAGCGUGUGGGCGUUGUAGCCUGGCACCCCACAGCCCAGAACGUGCUGCUCAGUGCAGGUUGUGACAACGUGAUCAUGGUGUGGGAUGUGGGCACUGGGGCAGCUGUGCUGACGCUGGGCCCAGAUGUGCACCCGGACACGAUCUACAGUGUGGACUGGAGCCGAGACGGAGGCCUCAUCUGUACCUCCUGCCGCGACAAGCGCGUGCGCAUCAUCGAGCCCCGCAAAGGCACUGUUGUAGCUGAGAAGGAUCGUCCCCACGAGGGGACCCGGCCAGUGCGUGCUGUGUUCGUGUCUGAGGGGAAGAUCCUGACCACGGGCUUCAGCCGCAUGAGUGAGCGGCAGGUGGCGCUGUGGGACACAAAGCACCUGGAAGAGCCGCUGUCCCUGCAGGAGCUGGACACCAGUAGUGGUGUCCUGCUGCCCUUCUUUGACCCUGACACCAACAUCGUCUACCUCUGUGGCAAGGGUGACAGCUCGAUCCGGUACUUCGAGAUCACUUCCGAGGCCCCGUUCCUGCACUAUCUCUCCAUGUUCAGUUCCAAGGAGUCCCAGCGGGGCAUGGGCUACAUGCCCAAACGUGGCCUGGAGGUGAACAAGUGUGAGAUCGCCAGGUUCUACAAGCUGCACGAGAGGAGGUGUGAGCCCAUCGCCAUGACAGUGCCUCGAAAGUCGGACCUGUUCCAGGAGGACCUGUAUCCACCCACUGCAGGGCCCGACCCUGCUCUCACGGCUGAGGAGUGGCUGGGGGGUCGGGAUGCUGGGCCCCUCCUCAUCUCCCUCAAGGAUGGCUAUGUGCCCCCGAAAAGCCGGGAGCUGAGGGUCAACCGGGGCCUGGACACUGGACGAAGGAGGGCAGCACCAGAGGCCAGUGGCACUCCCAGCUCGGAUGCUGUGUCCCGGCUGGAGGAGGAGAUGCGGAAGCUCCAGGCCACAGUGCAGGAGCUACAGAAGCGCUUGGACAGGCUGGAGGAGACGGUCCAGGCCAAGUAGAGCCCCGCAGGGCCUUCAGCAGGGUCAGCCAUUCACACCCAUCCACUCCUUCCCGACUCCCAGCCACAUGGCAGAGAAAAAAAAUCGUAAUAAAAUGGCUUUAUUUUCGUGUA
Callithrix jacchus (white-tufted-ear marmoset) is the source of this 1806-nucleotide messenger RNA. RefSeq names its product coronin 1A (gene CORO1A). Gene Ontology annotation, biological process: cell migration; actin filament organization. The record is from RefSeq and is a predicted model, not a curated record. Gene Ontology annotation, molecular function: actin filament binding. NCBI's taxonomy places the organism in Eukaryota, Metazoa, Chordata, Mammalia, Primates, Cebidae.